AUGUAUUUUUCCCAGGAAGAAAAGGCCUUCUACAAUGAUGUAAUGCAGGAAAAUUAUAAGACUGUCAUCUUUCUAGUAUAUUAUAAAUAUGAUGCUGGAUCUGGGAGUCUGUCCAUUUAA
Molecule: messenger RNA, 120 nt
Organism: Galeopterus variegatus (Sunda flying lemur)
Lineage: Eukaryota; Metazoa; Chordata; Mammalia; Dermoptera; Cynocephalidae
Product: zinc finger protein 75A-like
Exons: 2
Coding region: 1-120 (39 amino acids)
Biological process (GO): regulation of DNA-templated transcription
Source: RefSeq, a predicted model, not a curated record